Molecule: messenger RNA, 930 nt
Organism: Lotus japonicus
Lineage: Eukaryota; Viridiplantae; Streptophyta; Magnoliopsida; Fabales; Fabaceae
Product: STS14 protein-like
Exons: 1
Coding region: 63-590 (175 amino acids)
Source: RefSeq, a predicted model, not a curated record
CUUCAAUUAUUGCUGUAUUUACAGCUGCACACACCACAACCUCUGAUAACUUCAAACCAAAAAUGUUCACUUAUCCUUUCUUUUCAGCCCUUGCGGCUCUGUCCCUGUUCAUUGUCUCAGCACAAGCAGCCACCGCGCCGGCACCGGCGGUGCCGCAGCUCACGGCAGCGGCCACGGAGUUCUUAGAAGCGCACAACCAGGCAAGAGCCGCGGUGGGUGUUGAGCCGCUAGAGUGGAGCGAGAAGCUGGGCAAGGACGCCAGCCUGUUUGUCCGGUACCAAAGGAACAAGUUCGGGUGUGGAUUCGCGAAUUUGACCGACAGCGAGUACGGCGGUAACCAGAUCAUGGCGGGUUCGGUGUCGGUGGCGCCGCGCGUGGCGGUGGCGGAGUGGGUGAAGGAGAAGGAUUUCUACAUCCACGCGAAUAACUCGUGCGUGGCGGAACAUGAGUGUGGGGUUUACACGCAGGUUGUGUGGAGGGAUUCGAAGGAGGUUGGGUGCUCGCAGGCGUCGUGUGUGAAGGAGAAGGCUAGCUUGACCAUUUGUUUCUAUGAUCCGCCGGGAAACGUCGUCGGAGAGAGCCCAUACUGAUGAAGAAUUGAUGAUGGGGCCUGAUUAACUACUCUGCAUUUAAUAAUGUGUCUGUGAUUUGGAAUAAUGCUGUGUUUUUGUUAAGAUUAAUUAGAUGGGUAAGUGUAAUUGCGACAGGGGUCGUUAGCUAUCUCCAAUUGUCAAUGUCGUGGCAUUAAGUUAUGAAAUUGAGCAGUAUGAGCAAGCAUGGCAACAGAAAGAUUACAUAUGGAUAUUGUUGAUGCUUAAUUAGCUAGUCACUUUAUCAUGUACAAUAAUUAGCUCAUCUCAUCUCAUAAUUAUGAGUCGUGACUCGUGAGUUCGAUUAUUGCUCAUGAGAAUAAAACGUAUUUUAUCAUCA